Calliphora vicina (urban bluebottle blowfly) is the source of this 1997-nucleotide messenger RNA. RefSeq lists its product as uncharacterized. The transcript has 2 exons. NCBI's taxonomy places the organism in Eukaryota, Metazoa, Arthropoda, Insecta, Diptera, Calliphoridae. The coding region runs from base 81 to 1856 and encodes 591 amino acids. The record is from RefSeq and is a predicted model, not a curated record.
UACGCACACAUUUCUCCCAUCGAUUUUAAGGAAAAUUACGAGAAAUUACAUAAAACGAAAAUUCAUAAAUUAAAAAUAACAUGUUAAAUAUUUGUGCAAAAACUUUGUGGAGAUGUCAGCCAUUAAAGCAAACGUACAGAAUCUUAGCUCUGCAGAAUUACGCAUCGUUUAGUGUGAAAGAUAUUCUGUAUGAGACCUCGGAUGAAGCCGGUACAUUGCUGACACGUUUUGCCAAACAUGUAGCCCAAGAGCGUCAAAAGGUUUGUGAGCAAGUGCCCAGCGAUGUGAAAUAUUCUGAUUAUUUUCCCAUAAGUGAUGUGAGAUAUUUUCAUAAAGAAUUAGAAAAAACGCCCAAGGAACAACUAGCAGCCGUUAUAAUUUAUGCUUCCACUUAUCGUUCCAAUGCUGAACCCGCUAAAUUUGCCAUCGUACUAAAUGAGCUUGAUAGACAUGCUUCAGAUAAUGUUGAGGACAUGAAUGCAGAUACUAUAUUGAGAACGUUGUAUGCAUUUUUGUUUCUCAUACCAAAUUGGAUGACUCGCUUAGAUUUCUAUGGACGAGCCAUGCAACGUUUACACGAAGAGUUCAAUAAGGAUGCCAACAAAUCUAAGGAACAGUUUGUUCAGUUAUGUUUUUACAUGGGUUUAAGUAAAAAACAAACAAGAUUCAAUGUUAAUAAGUUAUUAAAUUCUCUCUUGGAUGAAAAUCUAAGUAAAUAUAUGAAGGAUUUUAGUACCAUAGAUAUGGCCUUGGUGAGUAAUGCUGCCUAUAAAACAUCUAACAUCAUAAAAAAUGAAGAUUUCAAUCAGCGUUUAUUAAAAGAAGUACUGGACAUUUCGCACACCUCAAAUGGAAAUGAUGCUCUCUUGAUUAAUUUCAUUAAAUCUAUGCGUUUACAACGUCUACGUUCCCCCAUAGUGUGUGAAUAUAUUACUAAUAUCUGCCAGGAUGCAGGAAAACUACGACAACUGCAAGCCAGAGGUCAGGUACACUUAUUUGCGUAUCUGGCUGAAAAUCUAUGGGACAGUAAAAACUGCACCCAACCUCUAGUAGAUACAAUUACUGAGCAAUUGACACUUUCCCGCCAUAGCAAUAGAAGUUAUACCCCAACAAUAAGGGGCAAAGAUAUUGCAACAUUUUUAUGGUCAUGCGCCCAGUUGAAUUGUAGUUUAUCUUCUAUACAAUUCCGCACUAUAGAAAAUAGCCUUAUAGAAAAACUAAAUGCCAAUGAAUUUAAUUAUUUCUCCGAUCAUCUGGUAGACUCUUGUUUGUCUCUGUGGACAUUGGGCUACAAGACCAAAGAACUUUUACAGGCUGCUGUGCAACUUAAAUCUGAAUCAACUAAUAAACGUCAUCAACCUAAAGUAGACAGCCGUAUUACCGUGCUAUUGUCGGCAGCACAAAUUGAAGAACCUGCGUGGUGUGCAUCUGUGAUCAAAGGCUUUGAAGCGUUUAAUGUAAAAGCUAAAUUUCCCUCUAAUCUUCUAAAAAAUCAAAGCAUACCUUAUCAAGAGAUUAUAGGCCAGCUAUUAAAGGAAGAAUAUGUAUCAUCUGCUAAUCUCACAUGUCCCAUCAAUGGUAUUAAUAUACCUGGCAUUCAUGUCAAGUUGUCUUCUCCCCCCGAUAGUCAAUUAUUUGUAGAGUUUAUAACUCCAUCACAAUCUUUACAUUUCUCUCAAGAGCCUGUUGCAAUUCUAAGAUUAAAACUGCGUCUUUUAGAGUCCUUGGGUCAUAAAGUUAAAGUGUUAUCUUCAACUAAUAUGCUUGAUCCUCAAACUUUAAAGGAGGCAAUAACAGAUAGUGCAGAGCAAGGCGAACAUAUCAAAGAACCAGCCGAAAGUAGUAUUAAGGCUUAAAUAAUUUAGUUGUAGAGACAUUAGUAUUUCUAAAUUUGUUAUUAUUGUGUAUAUUAAUUUGUGUAUAUUAAGUACCUGGUAAAAUAAACUUAAUAUAAUGAGUUUAUAUUAACCGCUUUGUUAUGGAUUUACAAUAAUAAA